Beta vulgaris subsp. vulgaris (sugar beet) is the source of this 1155-nucleotide messenger RNA. Its product is annotated as DAG protein, chloroplastic. The transcript has 5 exons. The record is from RefSeq and is a predicted model, not a curated record. Gene Ontology annotation, cellular component: chloroplast. Gene Ontology annotation, biological process: cytidine to uridine editing; chloroplast RNA modification. The coding region runs from base 93 to 785 and encodes 230 amino acids. Lineage: Eukaryota; Viridiplantae; Streptophyta; Magnoliopsida; Caryophyllales; Amaranthaceae.
GACUCCUCCCCAAACAUCCCUUCAUUUCACCUUAUCACUUCCUGUCCACCCUCCCUAGUCCCUCCCUCUCUCUCUUCACCUUCUUACCUCCAAUGGCGACCCUCUCAUUCUCUCUCUUGCCUAAAACCCUACCACCCCCUUCAUUACACCCCCUUAAACCCUCCAUUUCUUACCAACCCUCAAUCUCUCUCCUCUCUCUUCGCCCACAAUCAUGGAGCUUUACCCACAAAACCCCACCAAAAGACCUCGCAAUUCGAGCCGCUGUUGAUGGAGACUACUCUUCUAAAAGAAGCAACAACAAUGGUGAACAGAGGGAAACGAUAAUGUUACCGGGCUGUGACUAUAACCACUGGUUGAUUGUUAUGGAGUUUCCCAAGGACCCAGCUCCUACUAGAGAACAAAUGAUUGAUACUUACCUCAGUACUCUUGCUACUGUUUUGGGAAGCAUGGAAGAAGCAAAGAAGAACAUGUAUGCUUUUAGUACCACAACCUAUACUGGUUUCCAAUGUACUGUAGACGAAGAAACAUCCGAAAAAUUCAAGGGAUUGCCAGGAGUCUUGUGGGUGUUGCCUGACUCUUACAUAGAUGUUAAAAACAAGGACUAUGGAGGGGACAAGUAUAUCAAUGGUGAGAUUAUUCCUUGCAAGUAUCCAACCUAUCAGCCUAAGCCACGCAAUACUUCUAAAUAUGAGAGCCGAAGGUAUGAGAGACGGCGAGAUGGUCCUCCAGGAACUCCUAGAAAACCAAAGCAAGAGACAGCGCCCUCUGAAUCAGCCUCCUCUUAAGGUUGCUAACCAUGAUACGAAGUUGCAUAGCUUAUGGAGAGAUUGGUUAUGUUUUGCCGAAUGUCAAUGAACAACAUGCACGCCUGGUGAAGUAAGGGUUAACACUGUUGAUAUAGUGGAAGAUGCGUUUCAAACUUAUAUCUAAGGCUUUGGGGCCAGAAUCCGUCCAUUCUUAGAAUUAGAGCUAUACAGUAUGAAUAUGCUAUCAAGGAGUCUCUUUGGCGGUUCUUACAAGAAUUUUGUGAGGGUUUUAUCUUCUUGUUUGCUGUCAAUUAGACUGUACAUCUGUGUUAAGCUAAAGAAUGUUUUUGUCAUUUGCUGUUGUACAUCAAGCAUAUGUGUGUUAUACAUCCGGUUUAUGACAUCUUAA